Messenger RNA from Colius striatus (speckled mousebird), 2458 nucleotides. It is a transcript of the gene TUBB1, whose product is annotated as tubulin beta 1 class VI. Gene Ontology annotation, molecular function: GTP binding; structural constituent of cytoskeleton; GTPase activity. Gene Ontology annotation, cellular component: cytoplasm; microtubule. Gene Ontology annotation, biological process: microtubule cytoskeleton organization; mitotic cell cycle. The transcript has 4 exons. Bases 116 to 1465 code for a protein of 449 amino acids. NCBI's taxonomy places the organism in Eukaryota, Metazoa, Chordata, Aves, Coliiformes, Coliidae. The record is from RefSeq and is a predicted model, not a curated record.
GGUGGACUGCACUGGGUGUAGCUGAUAAAGCAGCAGAAAGAGGGCUUGGUUUGGGGACUGCAACUGGAAACCCUGUGUUAGGUUGGAGCCAUCAACAGGUCUGAGCUACACAACAAUGCGUGAAAUUGUGCAUCUUCAGAUUGGCCAGUGUGGGAACCAAAUUGGAGCUAAGUUCUGGGAGGUGAUAGGUGAUGAACAUGGAAUUGACAUCACUGGAAACUACUAUGGGGAUGCAUCACUGCAGCUUGAGCGCAUCAACGUGUACUUCAAUGAGGCUUACUCCCAUAAGUACGUGCCCCGUUCGAUCUUGGUGGACCUGGAGCCUGGUACGAUGGACAGUGUACGAUCCAGCAAAAUAGGCCCACUGUUUCGACCGGACAAUUUUAUUCACGGCAAUUCAGGUGCUGGAAACAACUGGGCUAAGGGCCAUUACACAGAAGGUGCUGAAUUGAUUGAAAAUGUCAUGGAUGUGGUCAGGAAUGAGUGUGAGAGCUGUGACUGCCUCCAGGGAUUCCAGCUCAUCCAUUCACUUGGUGGUGGUACAGGCUCAGGUAUGGGCACGCUCCUCAUCAACAAAAUCAGAGAAGAAUAUCCCGACAGGAUUAUGAACACUUUCAGUGUCGUGCCUUCACCCAAAGUGUCCGACACAGUCGUAGAGCCGUAUAAUGCCAUCCUCUCCAUCCAUCAACUAAUAGAGAACACAGAUGAAACCUUCUGCAUUGACAAUGAAGCUCUAUACGAUAUAUGUUUUAGAACUUUAAAGCUCACCAAUCCCACCUAUGGCGACCUCAACCACUUGGUGUCCCUAACGAUGAGCGGUGUCACCACCUCACUCCGUUUUCCCGGCCAGCUGAACGCAGACCUGAGGAAGCUGGCUGUUAACAUGGUGCCUUUUCCUCGCCUGCAUUUCUUUAUGCCAGGCUUUGCUCCGCUGACAGCUCGAGGUAGCCAACAGUAUAGAGCCCUCUCGGUGCCAGAGCUUACUCAACAGAUGUUUGAUGCCCGGAACAUGAUGGCAGCCUGCGACCCUCGGCGUGGGCGGUACUUGACCGUGGCGUGCAUCUUCAGAGGCCGAAUGUCGACCAGAGAAGUGGAUGAGCAGUUGCUGGCUGUUCAGACAAAGAAUAGUUCCUACUUUGUGGAGUGGAUCCCUAAUAACGUCAAAGUGGCUGUGUGUGACAUACCACCAAGAGGCUUGAAGAUGGCAGCUACCUUCAUUGGCAAUAACACAGCCAUUCAGGAGCUCUUCAUCAGGGUUUCUGAACAGUUCUCAGCUAUGUUCAGGAGAAAAGCAUUUCUCCAUUGGUACACCGGUGAAGGGAUGGAUGAGAUGGAGUUUUCUGAAGCAGAAGGUAACACCAACGACCUUGUGUCUGAGUACCAGCAGUACCAGGAUGCCACUGCAGAUGUUGAGGAAUAUGAAGAGGUAGAAGUGGAAGCCAGCCCAGAAAAGGAAGCACAAUAAAAACAAUGGUAAUAUCAAAACAUCCUCCAAAUAGGCCUGUUGGCUCUCACUAAAGCAAUAGCCAUCGUCUGCAUCCUGAAAAAUAACACCUGCCGUAACAUUUUUUCCUCUGCAUCUGGCCAAACUAUAUCCAAUAUUACAAUACAGUCCUUUUGAUAAUGGAAGCUAUGCUUUACUCUCCUAGAUAAUUGUUGACACUGAAUCUCUUCCAAAAAAAGAGCCACUAGGAAGACCAGUUAUCUGGUAACAGCCUUUCUUGUAAAUGUAUUCACUUUUAGAAUAUUACCACCAGAUACUGAAUGCAAUAUACAGCCUCUGUGCCUGUGUAUAUAUGUAUCAGGAUCAUAAGCAACAGCAUAAUAUGCUAUCAACUCAUCAAAUCUAUUUAUUCUCAGGUAAACCCAGUCCCUGGUUUGUUUGUGAGCUUGUUUCUGGUUUAGGAACACCUGCACCUCUGUAGUAAGGCCCAUACCAGCAGAAUCUUAUUAUCACACACUCCACAGGCUGAUGUAGAGCUGCAGCCAAGCUCAGGUCCUUAAACUGCCAAGAGGAGGAAAGGGGAAACAACACAGGGCAAAAGACUGAAUGUACACAUUCUUUUUUUUAGUUUGUUUUGAAGAAAGAGAAGUACUUUCACAGUUCUAUCACCUUGCUGUCUUAUACUAUUGCAGAGCUUGUAUUCAUUAUCAUUGUGUGGUUUGUUCCCAUUUCAAACUAUAGAUUGAGCUGUGAACACUGUGUAAAAGUUUUGCUGUGGGUUUGUUCUGUUUUUUUUUUUCCCCUUGUACUAACUAGUAUAAAUUUUCUUCCUAUCACUUAGUACAGCAAAGUGGAUAGAAUGGUUUGCAGCUAGUUAAGAGACGAGUUCAACAGCAAUCACUAAGUCAAAAAUGUAUUGUGGCCUCAGGACAAGUUUCUUGCCAUGCACAGCCAUCUACUUAACACUGUAUGAUACUACUAUUUAAAAUAAAAGUUAUAUACCAUUCUCUACAA